This is a messenger RNA of Rhinolophus ferrumequinum (greater horseshoe bat), 7088 nucleotides long. It is a transcript of the gene USP31, whose product is annotated as ubiquitin specific peptidase 31. Gene Ontology annotation, molecular function: cysteine-type deubiquitinase activity. Gene Ontology annotation, biological process: protein deubiquitination. The transcript is spliced from 16 exons. The coding region runs from base 16 to 4068 and encodes 1350 amino acids. The record is from RefSeq and is a predicted model, not a curated record. Lineage: Eukaryota; Metazoa; Chordata; Mammalia; Chiroptera; Rhinolophidae.
UGGGAAGCCGCCGCCAUGUCCAAGGUAACGGCGCCCGGGCCCGGGCCCGGGCCGGCGGCGGCGGGCGGGAAGGAGAAACGCUCCUUCAGCAAGCGGCUGUUCCGGAGUGGCCGCGCGGGCGGCGGCGGCGCGGGGGGCCCCGGGGCGCCCGGGCCGGCCGCGCCCUCGUCGCCGUCGUCGGCGCGCUCGGUGGGCAGCUUCAUGAGCCGCGUCCUCAAGACGCUGUCCACGCUCUCCCAUCUCAGCUCCGAGGGCGCCGGCCCGGACCGCGGCGGCCUCCGCGGCUGCUUCCCGCCCGGGCCGCCCGCCGCGCCCGCGCCGCCGCCCUGCCCGCCGCCCGCCGCGCCCGCCCCGGCGCCCGCGCCGCCCGCCUGCGCCGGCGACCCGGUGCCCGGGGUGGCGGGGCUCCGGAACCACGGCAACACGUGCUUCAUGAACGCCACGCUGCAGUGUCUGAGCAACACCGAGCUCUUCGCCGAGUACCUGGCGCUCGGCCAGUACCGCGGCGGCCGGCCCGACCCGGACCCCGACCCCGACCCCGACCCGGAGCCGCCCGCCGGCCGCGGCGCCGGCGAGGUCACGGAGCAGCUGGCGCAUCUGGUGCGCGCCCUCUGGACGCUGGAGUACACGCCGCAGCACAGCCGCGACUUCAAGAGCAUUGUGUCAAAGAACGCACUGCAGUACCGGGGCAAUUCCCAGCACGACGCCCAGGAGUUUCUGCUGUGGCUUCUGGACCGAGUUCACGAGGACCUCAAUCACGCGGUGCUGCAGAGCGGCCAGCCCCCGGUGAAGCCACCGUCAGAGAUGGACAUGAUGCCCGAGGGACCAUCUUUUCCUGUCUGUAGCACUUUCGUACAGGAACUUUUUCAAGCCCAGUACAGAUCUUCCUUGACGUGUCCUCAUUGUCAGAAGCAGAGCAACACGUUCGACCCUUUCCUCUGCAUUUCUUUGCCAAUUCCUCUGCCCCACACAAGGCCUCUCUAUGUCACCGUAGUGUAUCAAGGGAAGUGUUCUCACUGCAUGAGGAUUGGCGUGGCCGUGCCUCUGUCUGGGACUGUUGCCAGACUUCGGGAAGCAGUUUCUAUGGAGACAAAGAUCCCCACUGAUCAGAUCGUGUUAACAGAAAUGUACUACGAUGGGUUCCAUCGUUCCUUUUGUGACACAGACGACCUGGAAACAGUCCACGAAAGCGACUGCAUUUUUGCCUUUGAGACUCCCGAAAUAUUCAGGCCUGAAGGAAUCCUCAGUCAGAGGGGAAUCCACUUAAACAGCAAUCUGAACCACUUAAAAUUUGGCUUGGACCAUCACAGACUGUCCUCUGCUACCCAAACUGCGGCAAAGCACGGGCGAGCGGACGUGCCACCGGCAAGAGCAGGUGACAGGAUUGUCCUGCUGGUGUGUAACCGUGCCUGCAGCGGGCAGCAGGGGAAAAGGUUUGGCCUGCCCUUUGUGCUGCACUUAGAGAAGACAGUGGCCUGGGACCUUCUGCAGAAGGAAAUCCUGGAGAAGAUGAAGUAUUUCUUGAGGCCCACAGUUUGCAUUCAGGUGUGUCCGUUCAGCUUGCGGGUGGUCAGUGUGGUGGGAAUAACGUACUUGCUGCCCCAGGAAGAACAGCCUCUGUGCCACCCGACGGUAGAAAGGGCAUUAAAGUCUUGUGGACCCGGUGGCACUGCUCACGUGAAAUUAGUGGUGGAAUGGGACAAGGAGACAAAAGAUUUCUUGUUUGUCAGCACUGAGGACGAGUACAUCCCGGAUGCGGAAAGCGUGCGCCUGCAGAAGGCGCGCCAUCAGCAGCCUCAGACCUGCACGUUGUCCCAGUGUUUCCAGCUCUACACCAAAGAGGAGCGGCUCGCGCCCGACGACGCCUGGCGCUGCCCGCACUGCAAGCAGCUGCAGCAGGGGAGCAUCACGCUGAGCCUGUGGACGCUGCCCGACGUGCUCAUCAUCCACCUGAAGCGCUUCCGGCAGGAUGGAGACAGGCGCAUGAAACUCGAGAACAUGGUCAAGUUCCCCUUGACCGGCCUGGACAUGACGCCUCACGUGGUUAAGAGGAGCCAGAGCAGCUGGAGCUUGCCCUCGCACUGGUCUCCGUGGCGACGGCCUUACGGACUCGGGAGGGCCCCAGAAGACUACGUGUAUGACCUGUAUGCGGUGUGCAACCAUCACGGCACCAUGCAAGGGGGACACUACACAGCCUAUUGUAAGAACUCCGUGGACGGUCUCUGGUACUGCUUCGACGACAGCGACGUGCAGCAGCUGUCGGAAGAUGAGGUCUGCACGCAGACGGCCUACAUCCUGUUCUACCAGAGGCGGACAGCCAUCCCGUCCUGGUCGGCCAACAGCUCGGUGGCAGGCUCCACGAGUUCUUCGCUGUGCGAGCACUGGGUGAGCCGGCUCCCGGGGAGCAAGCAAGCCAGCGUGACCUCUGCGGCGUCCUCCAGACGCACCUCCCUGGCCUCGCUGUCUGAGUCCGUGGAGAUGACCGGGGAAAGGAGUGAAGACGACGGAGGUUUCUCAGCUCGACCAUUUGUGAGAAGUGUCCAGCGUCAGAGCUUGUCAUCCAGGUCUUCUGUCACCAGCCCCUUGGCCGUCACUGAAAGUUGCAUCCGACCUUCUUGGUCCCUGUCUGCUAAGCUGCAGCUGCGGUCCAGCUCUCCUUCCCGGUUCUCAGGAGACUCCCCGAUUCACAGCUCCGCCUCCACCUUGGAGAAGAUCGGGGAGGCAGUGGACGACAAGGUCUCCGUCUCUUGCUUCGGUAGCUUGAGGAACCUUUCGAGCAGUUUCCAGGAACCAGGCGAUAGUCACAGUCGCCGGGAGCACAGGGCUAUGGGUCGGGCCCCUCUGGCUGUCAUGGAAGGCGCGUUCAAAGACGAGUCAGACGCCCGCAAAUUGAACUCCAGUGCUGCAGACACACAGAGCAAACACCCAGCACAAGGGGACCGCUUGCCCCCCGUCUCUGAUCCAUUUGAUAACAAUAACCAGAUUGCUUAUGUGGAUCAGAGCGACUCUGUAGACAGCUCUCCAGUCAAAGAGGUGAAACCCCCGAGCCACCCAGGCUCCCUCCCAAGGAAACCCGAGAGCACAGCCCAGAGAGCCCCCAGCUCCAGAGGCGCAUCGGAGCCAGAUGGAAGCUCGCGGAAGGGGCGGUCCGUCUUGGCCAGCCAGGAAUCAUCUCUCUCAAGUCCAUCCCCUUCUUCUCCUGUUUCUGGAAACAUUUCUGUAAAGCCGCCCCGCACCCGAAGCAGAGCGGAGUCUGCCAGGGCCGGUGGGCGGCACUCCUCCCCGGCCCGGCCCAGGAAGGAGUCGUCCUCCUCGGCGCAGAGCCCAACACCCUCCCCGUCCCCCCAGAAGCCCAAGCCAGCUUCUUCCCUCACUUACACUGCUUCCUCCACAACUGCCAAAAAGGCCUCGGGUCCUGCCACGAGGGGCCCCUUCCCACCCGGGAAGGGCAGGACUUCAGACCGGAGCUUAAGCAGAGAAGGUUCCAGACAAAGCCUGCUUUCGGACAGAGCCAGUGUCAGCUCCAGCUCCAAACCCAGCUCCCCGCGGGUGAGCCAGGCCAGGGCAGGGGAGGUCCGAGGGGACGGAAGGCACGUCAGGAGCUCCUCGAUGGCCAGCCUGCGCUCCCCCAACACGAGCACGAAGGCUGCUCUGAAGAGGGACAGCAAGUCGGAGGAAAAAGGACUGUCCUUCUUCAAGUCGGCCUUGCGACAGAAGGAGACCCGGAGGUCCACUGACCUUGGCAAGACGACCUUGCUCGCUAAGAAGGCCGGCGGGAGUUCUGUCAGGUCAGUCUGCAGGAACGCCGGGGACGACACAGCAGAGAAAGGCCAGCAGCCUCCAGGUUGCCAGCAGCCAAAGGCAAGUACACCUGCGAAAGAGCAGCUUGUGUCCAAGGACCCUGCUUCUGCGAGACAUUCCCUGCUGGCCAGUCGCAAGGCCAAGGGCUCCCAGCUCGGCUCUGGGACACCCUCGUCUCCUGCUGGCGGGCCGUCCAACGAGAAACCCUCCAAAAAGUUACCUGCGAGCAUGCCAGCCUCUGCACGGCCUUCUCAGAAACCUCAGUGACACCUCCGCACUCCCAGUGUUUUGUCUGUAAAGGUGUUUAUUUAUUUAGAACCCUCUCCCUCCCACCAAAGCCCUCUGCUUUGUUUUGUAUUUUUUAGGUUCCGUGCCUGACUGUGUGUGUAUGUGUGGGGGUGAGCUAUGUGCGCACGUGUGCAGAAUUCAAUUGCAAAUUGUUCAAAGCGUCGCCUUAUUCUGCCAUUGAACCAAAUAACAGCCAUAGGCAAAGCUGCGAUACCUAGCUAACUGGAAAAAUUAUAGACGAUACCCUGGACGGUCCCUUUAGCAACUGUACAUAUUUCUUUCUAGAGAACUUCCAUGACUUCUGUUGGAUACUGGGGUUUCUAAACCUGUGAACCAGUUAAGCUAUCAUUAGUGUGCUCUGUAGAAGGAUGAAUUAUUUGACUUGGGUUUCAUCUGAGCAGAAUUUGUCCUCCCUGCAGAUUGUCAUGUGGCACCAGGAGUUCUAAAAACUGUGACACUAACAAUGAAACAAACCGAGAGAAAACUUGCUUUCUGCACUUUGGUCCCAUCUGCCAGUCUUUGUAAAGGGCAAUAUUUUAACACUAAUGUUUCUCAGGUAUAUACUCAGCUAGUGUAGGACGGAUGUGUACCAGUAAAAGGAUUAAAGGGGAAGGUGGCCUGUCAUGACUGUCAUUUCUCCUACUGCCUCAGAUGAAAGUUUUUAGAGGUAGAAAUGAAGUCUUUUACCACAUUCAUAUCUGCAAAGAUGUAUGUCCUGGAAGCCGUCUUGAUGCUUGGUGCGUGUCCCAAGAGAUGGCAAGUUGGAUAGCCAGAAAGCCAGACACUAGUAGUAAAAUAUGUUUUCCUUCUAAAUUUGUUAGCUAAGACCGUUGGGAUGUCGUAGAGCAGUUACCACCUUUGAAAGAUUCCCGAAAAAAAUGGAUUCUCAGCUGGAUGCGUGAAUCUGUACCGUUUUGUCCUCCUCUGGUGUUGCUUUCUUCUAUGUUAGAAGUUGAAAGCUCCGUGCCCCUCGCCCCCACCCGCCCCUGUCCCCGUGUGCAUCCCAUUUUCCUUGUCUUGUAACUUGGAGGAGAAAGAAGUUGCCCAAUGCCAAAAGCCGGUGGUGGUGGGAGUGAUGGGUAACCAAGUGUCACACGCACGCUUCCGGUCCUGCCUGUCCAGCUCAGUUAGGACUGCUUUUCAGGAACUCACUGAUUUCUUCUUUGUGCUUGAGAGUUACUCUACCAGAGCUCGACCAGCAGGAUUGGAGGCUGUUCCACCUGGCACUGUCCGUGCAAAUUGCAUUUCUUGUUUAGGAAAAAAGGGAACCUCACAAAAAUCUCACAGAUAAGCCAGAUACAUAGUUUUUCAAGCUUGGUGGAGGUAUCCUGGCAAUUUUUAGCUUUUCCCGAACCCUUUUUCUAUUUUUAUUUUUUUAAAUGUCGAGAGUCAUGGUUCUGAUUCUCUUUGAAUAGCAUUUGUCACUUUGCCAUGAAAUAUAGCAUGCUAAGUUUAUAUGCUUUUAAAUAUUAACUUUUCUGUUUGAAUCAUAGGCUCCUCAAGUUUUUCCUGAACUCUUGGUGUACAUACCCAUUUAUAAUCCCCCUUCUCAGUAUGGCUGUGUGAGAGGUGACUAGACCACAUACACGUGCAUUGCUGGGGAUUCUGCACUGCCUUUUUUUUUUUUCCCCCAUGAAUACCUCUUGGGAAACGUUCCCAGUAGGUGACUUAUCUUAAUUUUGCUGCUAACUUGAGCAUUAGCAGGUAACUUGCAAGCCUGGAGGCCAUAUAUGUUGAGGGUAGCUGGAACUUUCGACCCUCGUGAUAUUUAAGAACUUAGGUAUUCAGCUUCGUGAGCCUUACCAUAGCGCUCCGCGAAGUGUCCUGAACACAACCCAUCCCCCUUUGCACUCGGCGCUGCCUUGCUUUCACUGUGCAGGCGUCUGGUUCGCCAAAGCAGCGCCGCUGUCUCUGUGGUGGGACUGCCAGUGACCGGCCGCCUGCUGGGACGGCUUCUCCACGGCACAUCAACAGCCCGCCCAGUGUUCGGCCGCUGCUGUGUUUCUGUAGCACUUUGAUUUCCUGGAACAGAUGCUGCACAUGUGGCGUCAUCAACAUCAGGAAUUCAGUGUUUGUCUCCUUUGAACCUGUCAUCUUUCUUUUAUAGGCAAAGCGCAUUUGAAAUCCGUCUGCAGCUCUGCGAACUCUUAGAAUGAUAGUUUUGACUACACAAAUGGUUUUGAUAACACCUUCUGGAGGGGGGUUCCAGUCAGUUAAGCGUUACUAGAAACUAGUUUAAUUUUCACAGUGCUAAAUAUUUUUAUUCUUGACUGCUCCAGGAAUGGAUUUUCUAUUUUGUCUAGUGUCUUCAAAACAAAACAAAACAAAAAAACAACCAACUACAAACACCUUUAAUUUUCCAUGGGAUCUAGAAAUAAAAUUUCAGUAUCUAUAAACCGUAUGUCUAUGGAGUUUAGUCCUUGUUUUAGAUUUACAUGGAAAAAAUCAAGUAGUGCGGCAUUGUCCGUCAUCUGGAACCGAUUAUAUCUCUGUGCUUGGUAAACUUUGAAAAUUUUUCUGCUUAACUGCUAGGUACAGUGUGUAAACCACAGAAAAGGAUAUUUUGCCCCAAAGUCUGGAGGUGCUCUCAGGUGUAAAAUGUGGGAAAUCGUUACUUGGUUCUGAUGGGUUAGGGACCGGGUGUUUGUUUUGUUUUCUUUUCCCGGUGAUGUUUGGCACCAUGAACGUACAUGUGUUUUGGGGUUAAAAAUCAUCGGUAAGGAGGGCAGAGCUGGGUUUCUGGCUGAUCGCCGGAUGGGUCUGAUUGGAGCAGUCAUUUCCUGGUAGGCACAAAAUAAUCACCAACCAUAGUGUUGUAUCUGUAAUGUUCGUCUGCUUUUUAAAAACAUCUAUUCUUGAUUUCUUACCCGGUAAACGUCAGUGCACUGAGGCCGGAUCAUUCCUUGAGCUGGCCCUACCCCUUGCCUUGUGGUCCCUUCUGUGAUGUGGAAGCACAAAGAAACUGAAGCUCAUGUCAUCUCCAGACCCCCCCCACCCCC